CAUCUUCCGGGUCCAAUACUCGGUUGUUUGACCUCUCUGGUUCCAUCUAGUUGCUAUCCGGACACUUAUAACCCACCAGCCAUGUUGUCACGAGUAAAAAGACUUCCUGUCAGAAGAUUUCCUAGUCGUUUCCUGAUAUCCACCUCCAGAAGGCUUCUAAGCAAUGCCAAGUCGGAUGACCUUUCUAAACAGCCAGCACUGAACCAAUUCCAGGCAGAGUCAUCCAAGCAGGCAUCGAAGUUGCCAGAACCUGCGAUGAAGACGCCCCCAAGUACAGCGGUUCCGCCAGUAUUUUUCCAAUCCGAUAUUCCUCCCCAGACAUACUCCUCUGUCCUUGCACCUCAAACUACCGGUCCUCAAAACAACCAGCCAAACGAAUCUGAAAAGGUUGUUAAGCAGUUCAGAAGCGAAAUGAACAAGCUAUUGGUUUUUAUAGGGGUUGCCUUAUCAUUUACAGGUUAUGAUAUCUACAAACGUUUAUUUGCAGAAAACACAGAGUAUGUUUCCGAAGAGACUUUGGCACACAUUGAAAAGGCUAUAGAGGCAGAAACGAAUAACAGAAUAGACGAUGCUAUCAGCCACUACAUUGACGCAUUGAAGCAAUUGGACUCUGAGGAGUUGGAGCAUAUCAGCCCGUGCUAUACCUCAUGUUCCGUAAGAAUUGCAGAAUUGUUCGAACAUGAGAAAAAAUUUGAUAAGGCUUUGCUGAUCUACAAAGAGUUGUCAAAUUCUUAUCUGAAUGCAUUCACACAUAGAGAAGAUUUUGACGCUUUGAGUGACGACAGCUCUUACGAUUUCGCAAUUUUGAGAUCCUUGACCAUCGCAAUUAGGUAUGCAUAUCUCUUGCCGGCUAAAGAUGUCGACCUUGCCAGAGAGACGUUGAUGUUUCACAUUGUUGAAGCACAGAAGAGAGUCAUUGAAGCAUAUCCGCCAUUUCUUUCAGUCUUAAAUGACAUCAACAACAGAAAUGUUCUUGACUUAAUUACCGCUGACUUGGAAAAAACUAUUGCACACUUACCAGAGUCUGAACAAGAAAAGAUCAUAAAACAACAAGCUAAAACUCCAAUUGAAUUACCUCUUUUCACUACAGAGCAAACACCAGAAAAUAAAAUAUUGGGCCUACACGUAAAGGCAUGGCCUGUAUUUACUAGAGUUUUGAUAAAUGCUAAAGAUUUGUAUGCUAAUUUGAGCAUUGAAGCUAACGACCUAAGUGCUGCAAUCUCCAACUUGACCAGUAACUCAAUAAUAAUACAAAGAUGCUUUGACCAUCCUUCAAGGCUAACCUUAACAUUGACCAAACUAGGUGUUGCAUUACAAAUGACCUACCAGACCAUAAGCAGAGAUUUCCCAAAAGGUAAGGAAAUAGAGAUUAUUCAGGAUAGUGAGCCAGUGAAGGUAAACUUGUCUUCUCCAGAGUUGAAGGAUUUUGUUUUAAACACAACCGUUUCAGAAUCAAAGAGAAUAUUUUUAAAGGUUUUAGUUUUGUGUGACACUAUGAAAAAGCAGGAGAAAAUAAUCAAGGCAAAUCAUUUGGGCCAGGAUAUUGGGCAAUGGGAGGCUAUGUUUAAGCCAGCUUUGGAUAAAUCAGAAAUGGUUUCUGCCGCAUCGCUGGGAAUGAUUAGCUACCAAAGUGGUUUUGCCACUGACGCUUUGAAGUACUUUAAAAGGGCAAAAGUUUUGGCAUUCAGACUCAACGAUAAAGAUUACAUAGACGAUAUCAACGAAUGGAUCAAACUAAUUGAAAAUUGAGAAGGUAUGUAAUAACAAAAGCACCCCUUGUAUAUAACUUAUAUUCGAUAAUAUUUGUAAUUUACAUUUACUGAUAAUAAUAUUGUACAGAAAGAAAGAAAGAAAAAUGAAGAAAAGAAAAGAAAGGAAAAGAAAAGGAAGGAAAGGAAGG
This is a messenger RNA of Pichia membranifaciens NRRL Y-2026, 1900 nucleotides long. RefSeq lists its product as hypothetical. The record is from RefSeq and is a predicted model, not a curated record. The transcript has a single exon. Bases 82 to 1749 code for a protein of 555 amino acids. Gene Ontology annotation, biological process: protein quality control for misfolded or incompletely synthesized proteins. Gene Ontology annotation, cellular component: i-AAA complex. NCBI's taxonomy places the organism in Eukaryota, Fungi, Ascomycota, Pichiomycetes, Pichiales, Pichiaceae. Gene Ontology annotation, molecular function: misfolded protein binding.